UCUAAAUUUUGAAGUCUAGGGACAAGGAAUGGCUAUUACGUUCAGAGAUGAAACCAUUGGUUUAGAGAAACCCAGGUGGUUGACUUUGUGGCCAUUUAGUGUCCAGAGGGGUUUAUUCAGUGGCACAAGUGAGUGGAUAUACGUUCACAUUUAUUUUAUUACCAUACUGUAUAAAAUAAUUUGCAACCUGAAUGGCUACCAGGGAAGGGAACGUUAAAAUGUAUUUUGAUGAAUUCUUACAAAGAACAGGUAGAAUAAUGUAGUCAUUGGAAAGAAUAAGAUAACAUGCAUUCUCUAGGAAAGUUUUACAUCUUCUACAUGCUAGAAAUUUUAUUGGACUUUCUUUAGAAUAGUUUCAGUGAGUUUGUCUGUUAAUGAUUUAUAUUUUACUCAAGAAGAGGGUUUCACUAUCUAAUUCUGGUUGUCUUGAAACCCACUAUGUAGAGGUCAGUCUCGAACCCACAGAGACAUAGCUGCCUCUGUUUCCCAAGGGCUGGGAUUUAAAGGCAUGUGUCACUAUGUCCAGCUAAGUUCUAUUUUUCUUAACUGCAUAUUUGAAAUGAUUAUGAGCACUACUUCAUAAUCCCAUUGUAAGAAUAAAAUAAUGCAUUGAAACCCAAUUAGCACAGUUCUUACCUCAUAAUAAAUGCUAUAUGUUAUCUUUAUUAAUUAAAAUGUUUUAUAUUAAUGAUAUUAUUGAGCUUCAAAUUCUUAGAGCUUAUAUAGAAAGGGUCUAGUAAGAAAGUUGAUGUAUGGGCUUUUUAAUUUUAGAAUUGAUACACUAUAAGUAACUUUUAAUUUUGUUAUAAUUUCAUGACACUUCUCAGGUCUAGUAUGUUGGGGUUUUCCAAACCAUUUCCAGAUUUAGUGAUUAGGUAGAAGGGCUCAUAGGACUCAACACAUAUAUUGUCUUAUUUGUAGCUGUAAUUUAUAGUGAAGAUAUGUAAAGCACAGUCAUUAAAGUGAAAAGAUCAUAUAGGAUAAAUCCACAGGAAACAAGGCUCAGUUUUCCAAGAUCUACUCCCAGUAGAAUUGCAGGAUACACAUAAUUUCUUAAGGAAAACAGUUGUGACUACACCAGUGAAGUAUUUGCUACUAGAUACUUAGUGACCAGAAUAGUUACUGGUUUGUGUUGAAAGAUUGUUUUUUUUGCCACUAAUUAGAGAUAGUGGAACCAUCAAGAGGUGAAGCCUAGUGGGAAAUAAUUAGAUCAUUGGGGUCACCACCCUCGAAGGAAUUGUAAGAGUUUAGAUAGUCCUUAAGAGAAGACUGUUAUAAAAAGGCCUGUCCCCUCCUUAGUCUCUCUCAGGUAUCAUGUGCUAUAUCUCUUCUAUUCAUACUACAUAGCAUCUGUAAUAUGGCAAAGCCAAGACUGCUUUCACCAGAACUAAGCCAGGGCGCUGACAUAAAGCCCUUGAACUUCGAGAACUGUGAGCCAAAUAAACCUCUUUAUAAAAUACCUCAGGUAUCUUAUUAAGUAUUGAAAAUCAGACAAAGCAUACAUCAACAUUCUCAGAAUCUAAAAGGAAAACAUGUUUAUUUACCACAACCACUAUAUUUAUAAUAGCUUUGGCACAGUGAUCCAAGCUUAUAAGACAACAAUAAAAAUCCUUCUGAAAUCCACAUUCUAGAUGGUAGCCAAUGGCCAGCCUUGUAAAAUGACCUUUGAAGAGAAAGCUGUACUUAAGCCUGCCAUAUCAACUCUUUGUAUAAUCUGUUUCUCCUGUAUGAUGUCUAUCCUAGAACUGUUGCAUAGAGUAAAUGUGAAGCUGAUACAAUUUCUGAUUCUUACAUUUGACCUUUUUAAAAUGAUUAUUAUGUUUAAGCAUAGGUGGUAGAAAAAAUGAAGCCAGCGGGUACAGACCCAAGGAUCUUGUCUUUAGCUGCUGAAGUAGCGAAAAGUCCUGAACAAAAUGUCCCUGUUAUAUUAUUGAAGUUAAAAGAAAUAAUAAACAACACCCCUUUGGGAAGCUCAGAGUUAAAGAAAGUCAAGCAAGAUAUAUAUUGUUAUGACCUCAUUCAGUACUGUCUAUUGGUCCUCAGUCAAGAUUCUUCUCGAAUCCAGGGUGGUUGGUCUACAAUUUCCCAGCUUACACAGAUACUAAGCCAUUGCUGUGUGGGAUUAGAGCCAGGAGAAGAUGGAGAAGAAUUUUACAAGGAAUUACUUCCAUCAGCUGCCGAAAAUUUUCUUGUCCUGGGAAGACGAUUGCAAACAUGUUUCAUCAAUGCAACUAAGGGUGAAGAGCAAGAUAAAUUACUACAUUUUUUCCAAAUUGUGACUGAUUCUCUCUUCUGGCUAUUGGGAGGUCAUAUUCAACUCAUACAGAAUGUACUGCAGAGUGAUCAUUUCUUGCACCUACUGCAAACUGACAAUAUUCAAAUAGGAGCUACAGUCAUGACUCUGCUUCAGAAUAUACUACAGAUCAACAGUGGUAAUUUACUCAAAAUAGAAGGAAAAGCCCUGCAUUCUAUUUUAGAUGAAAUUCUUUUCAAGCUUUUGUCAACUCCUAGUCCAGUCAUAAGAAGUACUGCUACAAAGCUCCUGCUGGUAUUGGCUGAAUCCCAUCAGGAAAUUUUGAUUUUACUGAGACUAAGUGCCUGCUAUAAAGGACUUAGAAGUCUGCUAAAUAAACAGGAAACUCUUACAGAAUUUAGUCGAGAACUUAGACAGCUCGUUGAUCUUUUAACCCCUAAGAUCCAACAGGAAGUAGAAGAACAGAAACUACAUAAAGCAGCUUGCUUGAUUCAAGCCUAUUGGAAAGGUUUCCAGACCAGAAAAAGAUUAAAGAAGCUUCCGUCUGCUGUGAUUGCCUUGCAGAGGAGUUUCAGAGCUAAACGAACAAAGAUGUUGUUGGAGCUAAAUAGGCAGAAGGAAGAAGAAGACCUCAGAUUAAGAUUGCAACUUCAAAGACAGAGAGCCAUGAGGCUUUCCCGAGAGUCACGCUUGAGUAUGCUUGAAAUAAUUCAUCCAGGUCAAGUGGAGAAAUACAAUAGGGAAAUAGAAGAGAAAUCUGCAUUGACUAUCCAGAAACAUUGGAGAGGGUACAGGGAGAGGAAGAAUUUUCGCCAACAGAGGCCGUCUCUCACAGAGUAUAAAGCAGCUGUCAUACUUCAGAGAGCAGUUCUUAAAUUCCUAGCAAAGUGCCGUAAGAAAAAGAAACUCUUUGCCUCUUGGCAUGGACUCCAAGAACUCACUGAUGCACGCAGAGUUGAACUGAAGCAACAAGUGGAUGACUAUGUCAAAAGACAUCCGGGCUCUCAGAUGUCAGAUGUGGCCAGCAGAGAGCUCCACGCACAAGCACAAGAACGACUUCAACACUAUUUUAUGGGAAGAGCCAUAGAAGAGCGAGCCCAGCAACACAGGGAAGCGUUGAUGGCUCAGAUCAGCACCAAUAUUGAGCAGUUGAUGAAGGCACCAAGUCUGAAGGAGGCGGAAGGAAAGGAGCCUGAGCAGUUCCUGAGUAGAUCUAGGCCUGUGGCAGCCAAAGCCAAGCAGGCUCACCUUACCACCCUGAAGCACAUACAGGCCCCCUGGUGGAAGAAGCUCGGAGAGGAACCAGGGGAUGAGAUGGAUGUUCCAAAGGACGAGCUUAGUAUAGAUUUAGGGACUUUAUUUGUUGGUGGAACCAAGCCUCCCUAGAGAGUUACUGGGAAAGCCGGCAUUCUUACCUUUUAAGAGAUUGUUAGUUUUGCCUCUGGCAUGCAGGAAGACUAGGGCUAUGCCAGUGGCUUUCCAGAGCAUCUUCUUCAUGCAACACUUGGAAGCAAAGAGCAGAGCAUUGCCUACCUCACUCUCAGUUCUUUCCCCGUCUCUACACCCUGUCUGUAGUCACAAACAGAUUUGUGGACUUUUAAUUGUGGGACAGAACUCAAUGUGAAAUUUUGUUAAUUUGAAAUUUCUUUCAUUCUGUUUUCUGACUAAAAGUUGUUUUGUUUUUGUUUUUAAAUAAAUAUUGUUUCUGAAAAA
Molecule: messenger RNA, 3967 nt
Organism: Rattus rattus (black rat)
Lineage: Eukaryota; Metazoa; Chordata; Mammalia; Rodentia; Muridae
Gene: Iqcb1
Product: IQ motif containing B1
Exons: 13
Coding region: 1844-3640 (598 amino acids)
Biological process (GO): cilium assembly
Cellular component (GO): cilium
Molecular function (GO): calmodulin binding
Source: RefSeq, a predicted model, not a curated record